Nerophis ophidion (straightnose pipefish) is the source of this 2213-nucleotide messenger RNA. RefSeq names its product zinc finger protein 892-like. The record is from RefSeq and is a predicted model, not a curated record. The coding region runs from base 314 to 1969 and encodes 551 amino acids. Lineage: Eukaryota; Metazoa; Chordata; Actinopteri; Syngnathiformes; Syngnathidae. The transcript has 4 exons.
ACACGGCGAGGAUAAAGCAAGAUGGCGUCUGACGGUGAAGACGUUAUUGCAGUCGUCACAGUUCAGUGUUCUUAAUCUGUGCCUCCAUGUACACAUAUAUGUCCUUUAUUAGACUCUAGUAAAUAGAGUAAACAUCGUUAAUAACUGUUUGCAUCCGGUUAUAUUAGUCUGAGCGCACUUUGAUGCUUCUCGGGCUAGCUUAGCCUGCCAGUUAGUUUAGCUUGUUAGCUGCUCACAAAGAGAGGCGGAAGUGAUCAAAAACAUCGCUAAGCAGAGAUCAAGUGUGAGUGUAAAGUGUUGUGAUUGUGUGAAAAUGUGCGAAAGAACAAAGGCAGAGUACGAGGAACUUUGUCCAACAAAAGUGGAGAAGGAGCGACAACAACAAAAACAUCAAGUUGUGUUACAUACAACAGAUAUCCAUCAGCUGAUUGAACACCAAGAAGAAUGUCUCCCUCAUCUGCAGGGGGACAGUUUGACUUUAGAGUAUCCACAGCCCUCACAUUUUAAAGGGGACGAGGAGAAUCCACAGCCCCCUUAUUUUAAAGAGGAAGAGGAGGGAGAGUGUCCUGUAGGGCAGAAGGAGGCUGAUCUCAGCAAGUUUCCACUGACUGUUGUCUCUGUGAAGACUGAAGAGCAUGAAGACAAACCACCUGAGUCCUCACAGCUUCAUCACAGUCCAAAUGCCCAGCAGCCCCCCCACAUUAAAGAGGAAGAGGAGGAAGUGUGGAUCACUCAGGAGGAAGAGUGUCUUCUAGGGCAGGAGGAGGCUGAUCUCAGCAAGUUUCCACUGACUGUUGUCUCUGUGAAGACUGAAGAGCAUGAAGACAAACCAGCUGAGUCCUCACAGCUUCAUCACAGUCCAAACGUCCAGCAGGUGUCAGCAGAGAGUCAUGAAGAGAUUCCCUCCAAGCAGCAGAAACGGAGCUCCAGUGGUGGACAGAAGGAGCUACAGGCCCCCUCCCACAUUAAAGAGGAAGAGGAGGAACUGUGGGAGCAGCUUCAAAGGUUGGAGGAGGCUAAUGAUGAAGAUGAAGCUCAGUCCUUACAGUUUCAUCACAGUCAAAGUGAGGAGAACAGAGGGGCGGAGCUUGUAAGUCAACACAUCACAGAAGCUGAUAGAGAGCAUUGUAACGAUAUGAAAACAGAACCAGACAUUAUUUUUGCUCCACUGUCAGACAUGGACCACAUGAUGUCAGACUCUUCUGAUCACAGUGACCACAUCCAAAAACUUUUGGAGAGGAAAAAUGACUCUAAAGGUGAUACGAGACAUCACACUAGCAAAAAAGACUUUGACUGCUCUGAAUGUGGGAAAUCAUUUAGACAGAAGAGUCAUUUUACAGUACAUAUGAGAAUACAUACUGGAGAGAAACCUUUUACUUGCUCUUUUUGUAAGAAAAGUUUCUCCAUAAAGCAACGUAUGACCAGACACAUGAGAAGACAUACUGGAGAGAAAACUUUUACUUGCUCUGUUUGUAAGAAGAGUUACUCCAGAAAGCCUGACAUGACCACACACAAUAGAACACAUACUGGAGAGAAACCUUUUACUUGCUCUGUUUGUAAGAAGAGUUUCUCCACAGCGCAACUAAUGACCAGACAUAUGAGAACACACACUGGAGAGAAACCCUUUACUUGCUCUGUUUGUAAGAAGAGUUUCUCCACAAAGCAACACAUGACGAAACAUAUGAGAACACACACUGGAGAGAAACCUUUUCCUUGCUCUAUUUGUAAGAAGAGUUUCUCCACAAAGCCUAACAUGUCCACGCACAUGAGAACACAUACUGGAGAGAAACCUUUUACCUGCCCUGUUUGUAAGAAGAGUUUCUCCAAAAAGCGUAACAUGACCACACACAUGGGAACACACACUGGAGAGAAACCAUUUUGUUGCACUGUGUGUAAUAAGAUGUUCCGGCAUAAGUAUCAGGUCAGUAAACACAAGUGUGUAACCGUCAUGGACGCUGCAGGGAUUUAAAAACACUUAUACAGUGAUUGUGUUUAAUGUACUUUAAAAACACAGCACGUUUAAUAUGAAUGUAUAUUUGAUGUUGGAUUUAGUGCUUCUAAUCUUCCAGUGUUAUAUGAUGUCCUGGAGUUACUUUUUAAGUUGUGUGCAUUUAUUGAAUAUUAUAAAUGUAGUCAUUAUUGUGUUCUAUUUUCUCAUGUUUUUUUUCCCCCACUUUUUUCCAUUGCAUUCUAUUGAUGUUAUUAUUCAAUUA